CUGCGGGCGGAGGUCGGUGCCCGCUCGGUGCCCGGCCGGGGCUGACGUGUCCGGCGCGGCGCGAUGGCGGCCGCCUGGGAGGAGAUCCGGCGGCUGGCGGCCGAUUUCCAGCGGGCGCAGUUCGCCGAGGUGGCCCACAGAUUGUCAGAACGGAACUGUAUAGAAAUUGUCACUAAACUGAUUGCAGAGAAGCAGUUGGAAGUAGUGCACACACUUGAUGGCAAGGAGUAUGUCACUCCAGCACAGAUUAGCAAGGAGAUCCGGGAUGAGCUUCAUGUUUGUGGUGGUCGAGUUAACAUUGUCGACUUACAACAGGUAAUAAAUGUGGACCUUCUACACAUUGAAAACAGAGCUAAUGACAUCGUUAAAUCUGAAAAAACUAUUCAGCUUGUAUUGGGACAGCUUAUAAAUGAGAGUUACCUGGAUCAAUUAGCGGAAGAAAUAAAUGAUAAACUUCAGGAAACUGGCCAGGUGACAAUAUCAGAACUUUGUAAGGCAUACGACCUUCCAGGAGACUUCCUGAUACAGGCAUUAUCCAGGCGUUUGGGCAGAAUUAUUCAUGGGCAACUAGACCAGGAAAACCGUGGGGUGAUUUUUACAGAAGCCUUUGUGUCCCGCCAUCGAGCACGCAUCCGUGGUCUCUUCACUGCGAUUACUCGGCCUACACCUGUAAGUAACUUGAUCACUCGGUAUGGAUUUCAAGAACAUUUACUUUACUCUUUACUAGAAGAACUUGUUAACACUGGUCGUCUAAAAGGCACCGUGGUUGGUGGGAGACAGGAUAAGGCUGUGUUUGUUCCAGAUAUCUAUGCCAGAACACAGAGCAACUGGGUGGAUUCUUUUUUCAAGCAGAAUGGUUACUUAGAAUUUGAUGCAUUGUACAGACUUGGUAUCCCCGACCCAGCAAGCUACAUUAAAAAAAGAUACAAGUCAACACAGCUUUUAUUUCUGAGAGCAGCUUGUGUUGGUCAAGAAAUUGUGGAUCAAGUUGAAGCCUCUGUAGAGGAAGCCAUCAGCUCUGGAAACUGGAUAGACAUAGCAACUCUUCUGCCCAGUUCAUUAUCAGUAGAAGAUGCUGGGAUUUUGCUUCAGCAAGUGAUGAGAUCUUUAAACAAAAACUCUUCAGGUUUAGUCUUCAGUGACACCAUUGCAGUCAGUGAGAAAUUUCUAAGCAGCUGUGCUGACCUCUUUUCUGAUAUGAUGCAACAGAAAGCUGAAAAGGAAAUGAAAAACAACCCUGUUAAUUUAAUCACUGAAGAAGAUUUAAAACAGGCUUCCAGUUUAGAGAAUUCAUAUGCUAAUAGAAAAGACAAAAAGGAUGAAAGAAGAAAGAAAGCAACAGCAAGUAAUUCCCCACCAGAGGGCAGUGGAAGCGUGAGAGCAGGAGGCGGUGGCAAUGCCAGAGAGAUCAAGAUUAAGAAAACCAAGAAGAAAGGAAGAAAGGAUGCUGACAGCGAUGAAGAGUCACAGGGGACUGUCACAGGUAGGAAUAAGCAGCCAGAGUUCCCUUUCAUGUCUCAAGAGGAAAUUGAGGAUGUCUUAAAGACCCGCCUGCAGGAUUGCCCUGAAGAGCUUAUUACAGAAAUUGCUGAACAUCUAAGAAGACCUUUAACAAAAACUUAUCAGGAAGUUGUGCGUUCUGUUUUUACGUCUUCAACAUCUUCCUCUGGAGCUAACAGAAAACAGACUAUGAAGGACUUGCAGGAGGAAUUCUCAAACUUGUACAACAACAUUCGGUUAUUUGAAAAAGGAACAAAGCAUUUCACAGAUGAGACUCAGACUAACCUUGCCAAACACUUGUUGAAGACUGUGUGUACAGACAUUACAAAUCUUAUUUUCAACUUCUUAGCAUCUGAUUCAAUGAUGACAACAGAAAACUACUCUACAAUCACAAGUGAGGGCAGGACCAAGAUUUUAGGUAAACUGCCAGAAGACACCAAAGGUCCUUUAACUAAACUGCAUACUUCUCUGAAUGGCAAGAGUGUAGAAGAUUUUCUUUCAUGCCUUGAUUCUGCAGUGGAUAUUUGUGGUAUUAUGGUGAAAAAAGGAGACAAAAAGAAGGAAAGGCAAGUCCUGUUUCAACAUAGGCAAGCUUUGAUUGAACAGCUGAAAGUCACAGAAGAUCCAGCUCUUGUUCUGCACCUGACAUCAGUACUGUUAUUUCAGUUUUCAACUCACUGUAUGCUUCAUGCACCAGGAAGAUCAGUACCACAGAUAAUUAAUUUCCUAAGUGGCAAGAUCCCAGAGGAUCAACAUUCUCUGUUAGUCAAAUACCAGGGAUUAGUGGUGAAACAAUUGAUCAGUCAGACUAAGAAAACUGAACAUGGAGAGAGUGACACAACAGAUAACAGGGAAGAGGAGGAAGGAGCAGAUACCAUUCGAAAAGAGCUCCAGGAAAUCACUACCUCUAUCAAAGAUGUUGUUCUGAGACCUAGGAAAUUUUCUGUAACAGAGGAAUAAAAUUAUUAUUCAGUGCAUCUA
Messenger RNA from Pseudopipra pipra, 2481 nucleotides. It is a transcript of the gene UFL1, whose product is annotated as UFM1 specific ligase 1. The transcript has 19 exons. Gene Ontology annotation, cellular component: endoplasmic reticulum membrane. Gene Ontology annotation, biological process: response to endoplasmic reticulum stress; regulation of proteasomal ubiquitin-dependent protein catabolic process; protein K69-linked ufmylation. The coding region runs from base 64 to 2460 and encodes 798 amino acids. Gene Ontology annotation, molecular function: UFM1 ligase activity. The record is from RefSeq and is a predicted model, not a curated record. NCBI's taxonomy places the organism in Eukaryota, Metazoa, Chordata, Aves, Passeriformes, Pipridae.